AUGACAGAACAGUCAGAAGACGCGGAGGAUAUUAAACCCACGAUAUCAACAGCCCCGGAUGAUUUGAUGGAGUCGGAUCCCAUGAAGGAUAUUAACAAUUUCCUUAUGGCGAGCAACGGUCGGAACAUGAAAAUCGAGGAGACGCCCGUCUUCAAUAUCCGACUAAUUGCCGAAGUCAAAGCGAGGCCUUUUUUAUACGACCAGGCUGACGAGGGGUACAAUUUGCUGUCGUGGCGGAACUCGGCGUGGAAUGAGAUUGCUGAGAGCCUUGAGACGACUUCUGAACACGUGAAAACGCGAUGGAAAACCCUUCGGGACCGAUACAAAAAAGAGGAGAAAAAGGAGCGGACCAGUAAAAAACAAUCGAGUUGGGUGUUCCAGAGGCCGCUGAAAUUCAUUCAAGCACAUUUGAAGGAUAGACACACCGAUGAAACCGACUCCAACCCCUCCUCCGAUCACUCAAUCAAGAACGAAGCUGGUAGUGGUCCAGGCCACGUGUCUCCAAUGGAAGCAGCCAUGUCAUUCAUCGAAAAUGAAUUGAUUCGAACCCAAGAAACUCAUUCAUCAAAAUCCUCAACCGAUGUGGAUUCCAGCUCUGCUUCCACCGCUUCUAGCUCCUCCUCGAAAACCGGCGGAGCUACAUCCCAAGAAAGAGCCGAUGGUAACGUUGUGACUCCGCCCCCUUUGCCUAUUCCCAUGGCGGUGACACCUUCUCCAUCUGCCACGUCAUCAGCUUCAAAUAAUGGACUGCAAGGACCGCCGGCGAAGAGGAAUCGAGUUUCGUUGACUGAGGGAUUGACUCCAUUAUCAACCCGAAACGCCGCCGUCGCCGCUGCCACCAGUCUGGGUCUCACAUUUUUACCUGGUCUCUCGCAAUGGGGAACGACUCGUGAGGAAGAGGAAGAUGAGAUUUUUGCGAGAAUGAUUUCGAUAAAAUUGAGCAAGUUGGACGCCAGAACUAAAGAAGUUGCCAAACUACAAGUUUUGAAAGCAAUCUUCGAUGCCCAAUUCACGACUCCACCCACAACCUGA
This is a messenger RNA of Caenorhabditis briggsae, 1032 nucleotides long. It is a transcript of the gene Cbr-madf-9, whose product is annotated as Protein CBR-MADF-9. Gene Ontology annotation, cellular component: nucleus; transcription regulator complex. Gene Ontology annotation, biological process: regulation of transcription by RNA polymerase II. Bases 1 to 1032 code for a protein of 343 amino acids. The record is from RefSeq and is a predicted model, not a curated record. Lineage: Eukaryota; Metazoa; Nematoda; Chromadorea; Rhabditida; Rhabditidae. The transcript is spliced from 5 exons.